Molecule: messenger RNA, 5217 nt
Organism: Ahaetulla prasina
Lineage: Eukaryota; Metazoa; Chordata; Lepidosauria; Squamata; Colubridae
Gene: FAM20C
Product: FAM20C golgi associated secretory pathway kinase
Exons: 10
Coding region: 22-1941 (639 amino acids)
Biological process (GO): protein phosphorylation
Cellular component (GO): Golgi apparatus
Molecular function (GO): protein serine/threonine kinase activity
Source: RefSeq, a predicted model, not a curated record
CCACCCCAAUUCCCCGGAGCCAUGAAGCUAAUCCUGGUACGCAAAUUCCGCGUUCUCAUCCUGCUGGUUUUCCUGGUGGCCUGCACUCUGCACAUCCUCAUCGACCUCUUGCCCAAGCUGGAGAAGCGAGCCGCGGGAUCCGAAGCUGGGGCGGCGGAGGCGAAUCCGGGCUGCUCUUGCUCUCACGCCGCCGCCGCCGCAGCAGCAGCAGCAGCCCAGCCGGGGGAAGAGCGACGCGGCUGGCCCAAGGAACCUCCGCCGCCGUCUUCCUUGGAACCGGAGCCUCCGCCGCCGGCGGCUGCAGCAGCAGCAGGAGCUCAGGAGGAGCCGGGGAGAGCCAAAACCGGCGCCUCGGAGGCGGCCGCGGCAGCCGCGGGUUGGCCUAGCAAGCACACGCUGCGGCUCUUGCAGGAUUUCAGCAGCGAGCCCAGCUCCAACCUCAGCUCCGGAGAGAAAGGACCCGGCCACGCCAAAGCCGAGCGGAGAGGAGAGGCGCCGCAGCUGCGAAGCUUCAGCACCGGAGCGCUCCACGCGAAAGGAAAAACGAGAGCAGCGGACCGCUUGCACAACCAGCCCCACUCGCCGCCUUUGCUGCCGGUUUACCGGGAGGAGGAGGAAGAAGAAGCGGCGGCGGCGGAGGGAGCAGCGGGCACCGGCUCCCGCCUGGCCGCCCUCUUCGCCCACCCGCUCUACCAGCUGGCCCUACCGCCGCUGGACGAAGCCGACCUCUUGUUCAACGUCAACAGCGACAUCCGAUUUAACCCCAAGGCGGCGGAGAAUCCCGAGUGGCAAAACGAAGGCAACGAAGACGAGGACUUCUUACCCACGGGGGAAACGUCUGUCGAUUCCUACCCGAAUUGGCUCAAAUUCCACAUUGGCAUUAACCGGUACGAGCUGUAUUCCAGGCACAACCCAGCGAUUGGCACCUUGCUCCACGAUUUGGCUACCCAGAAAAUCACCAGCGUUGCCAUGAAGUCGGGAGGCACCCAGCUCAAACUCAUCAUGACAUUCCAGAAUUAUGGACAAGCCUUGUUCAAGCCAAUGAAGCAAACGAGGGAGCAGGAAACCCCUCCCGACUUUUUUUAUUUUUCCGACUACGAGAGACACAAUGCUGAGAUUGCAGCAUUUCACCUGGACAGGAUCCUGGAUUUCCGUCGCGUCCCACCAGUUGCAGGCAGACUGGUUAAUAUGACCAGAGAAAUAAGGGACGUUACUCGCGACAAGAAACUAUGGAGGACAUUUUUUAUCUCACCAGCCAACAACAUCUGCUUCUAUGGAGAAUGCUCCUAUUACUGUUCGACGGAGCAUGCCCUUUGUGGCAAACCGGACCAGAUUGAAGGUUCCAUGGCCGCCUUCUUGCCCGACUUGUCUUUAGCCAAACGGAAAACCUGGAGGAACCCGUGGCGACGUUCCUACCAUAAACGCAAGAAAGCCGAGUGGGAAGUUGAUCCAGAAUAUUGCGAAGAGGUUAAGCAAACGCCACCUUAUGACCGGGGAACCAGGAUCUUGGAUAUAAUGGACAUGACCAUAUUUGAUUUUCUGAUGGGUAAUAUGGAUCGACACCAUUACGAGACCUUUGAGAAGUUUGGAAAUAAUACUUUUAUUAUCCACUUAGACAAUGGAAGAGGGUUUGGGAAAUAUUCUCACGAUGAACUGUCUAUCUUGGUGCCUUUAAAUCAGUGUUGCCGAAUACGGAAGUCCACCUACUUGCGUUUACAGCUCCUGGCUAAGGAGGAGUACAAACUGAGCCAGCUGAUGGAACAAUCUUUGCUGGAGGACAAAAUCGCCCCCAUCUUGUACAAACUACACCUCCAAGCGAUGGAUCGGAGGCUCCGGAUAGUCCUGCAGGCCAUCAGGGACUGUAUAGAAAAAGGAAGUUACAACAAGGUGGUAGAGAAUGACUUUGCCUCCCCUAGGAGCACCGUCACGACCGAGAGGUAGUGACAACGGACAGACUUCCUUCAACGCCGCUGAAGAAAGACCGCCACGUCGACCAAGCCAACAUCCCGACAGUCUCGCGAAAGACUGUGUGUGUAGGCCAACGUUUGAAUUCAGUGAAUUCAGAAAUUGCUCUUCUAAUUGUUCUCCAAGUAAGUAGCUAAGGCGUAGACUCUGCAGCAGAUUAGACUGAGAAUAACAGGUAGCUCGGCCAUCAACAGCCCUCGGGGCCGUCCACGUGUUCUCAGUGGUACAUGGUCAUAACCCUUCCAUGUUUUUUUUUUCAUCCAACCUCACUUGCCUUAGGUUCUAAAUUAUUCUCCAUCGUCAACGAGGGCUUUGGAGUCCACCUGUGGGCGGAGCUUCUGGCAAGCCCCACCUUCCCCUCUCCCCACCAUUGCUUUCCUUUCUCCAAGCGGCUAGCGAUUUCAUGCCCCCCCUUUUUUUUCUCCUUCCUGAUCCUUCAUCGCAAGUGGCACCACCACCUCCCCCACCGCUGGGAAGACCCAGUAGGAAAUGCCGAAAAGUCAUCCACCUAUCCUGGAGCCGAUCGCCUCUGGUGGCUCGGUGGCUACGACACUGAGCUUAUCGGCCAGAACGCUCGGCAGUUCGACGGUUCGAAUCCCUAGGACAGGCCUCCUGCGUGAGCAGGACUAGAUGACCUCUAAGGUCCCUUCCAGCUCUGUUACUGUUACUGGAUCCACUUGUCCUCAUCGCAGUUUUCCAAACCAGUCCUAUUGACAGGAUCUUCUCACUGGCUGGAGCAACCCUCUCGUUCUGUCCUUCCUUUUCCUUUGUACAGAAAGCCGGUCUUUAUUUAAUAUUUUGUAUUUAUAGAGGAGACAGUCGUGUUGUGUUCUUCUUCUUCUUCUUCUUUUUUUAAAUAAACGGAAAACGCUACUUUUGGAUGAGGAAGGGAGUGACUGAUUGUCUACCGCCCUCAAGGUGGUCUCCAAGUGGAUCCCAAAGAAGAGAAAUCCCAGCUGUGGCCGUUGCUUGAAGCUCUCCUAGAUCUUGAACCUGGGUUUGUGGGUGGUCGGGGUAGCGAACGAGGUGAAUGGAUUAAGAAUUUGGAAACCAUGCACACCGAAAGACCAUUUUUGGGAAAGGUUAAAACUACAAAUAUUCUCUCCCUUACAAAGGGAAGACAAGGAAGGGUCAGGAAUGGAGAAGGCCACACUAGGGACGUUUCCUUCCAUGCGGUCCUGAAAUCUUCCUUCCUUGCGUCUACUUCCAAGGCGUCGUCCUCCUUUUCUCUUGCUCCUUCACGGUUGCCAGAGGUCUCCCAUUUGCUUCCCAGCAUUUCCAAGACUGAGCCAGCUACGGGCCAAGCCCUUCCCCACCCACCCCCCAAAAAAAACAUCACGCCACCCCACCCCAGCAAAAGGACCACCCUCCGCAGAAGUGCAGCAGCUUCGUCGAAAGAAGAGCGGGACGAUCCGUGCAUCGGCGAGAAUACUUGAAUGCGGUUUUACAGAGUGAUGUUUAAAAAAACAAACAAACAAACAAACAAACCAACCACCACCACAGAUAAAUUGUGCUAUUUAUCCAUCCGAAAGUAAGCAGCUCUUCCUUCUCUCUCUGGACGGACGGUGGAAGCUGAGCUGCUGCUGCUUUUUCUCAAAUCUGCUUUUGAUAGUUUUCUUUUAUGUAAAUAUAUACAUAUCCAAGUUUAAAAAAAAAACAACAACACACAGAUUAAAGGGAAAAAAACCCAAAAACUGCAUUCAGCAGCAGUAGAAUUUUAUUCCUUCCUUCCUUCUUUCCUCCCACCCUCCCUCCCUCCUUCCUUCCUUCCUCCCUUCUUUCUUUCCUUCUUUCCUCCCUCCCUCCCUCCUCUCUUUCCUUCUUUCCUCGCUCCCUCCUUCCUUCCUUCUUUCUCUUCUUCCCUCCCUCCCUCCUUCCUUCCUCCCUUCUUCCUUCCUCCCUUCUUUCUUUCCUCCCUCCCUCUCUCCUUCCUUCCUCCCUUCUUUCUUAUCUUCUUUCAUCCCUCCCUCCUUCCUCCCUUCUUUCUUUCCUUCUUUCCUCCCUCCUUCCUUCCUCCCUCCCUCCCUCCCUUCUUUCUUUCCUUCUUUCUUCCCUCCUUCCUCCCUCCCUCCCUUCUUUCUUUCCUUCUUUCCUCCCUCUCUCCCUCCUUUCUUGCUUUCUUCUUUCUCUCCUUCUUCCCUCCCUCCCUCCUUCUUUUCCUCUUUCCUCCCUCCCUCCUUCCUUCUUUCUUUCUUUCCUUUUUCCCUCCCUCCAUCCCUCUUGCCUCCUUCCAUCCUGUCUCCUUUCUCCCUCCCUUCCUCCCUCUCUCCUUCCUUUCUUUCUUUCUUCCUUCCUUCCUUCCUUUUUCCUCCUUUCCGUGGAUUUGUUUGCAGUGUGGUCCCAGUGCAAUAAAGAUAUGGCAAAUAUAUGGCCUCCAUUAUUCCAUGAUUCCACUCAUCCCAAUAGAAAAAAAACACAAAACUACACUGGCUCAAGGCCCAGGGGCUGUUUCUCUCUCUCUCUCUCUCUCUCUCUCUUUAUUUUUAUUUUUCUGAAGCACGAAUUUGAGCCUGUUCCACCUUGACCUGCCUGAGCCUGCCCCAGAAGGAGAGUCUUAAGUCACAUUAAUUCACCCAGAUGCCUCUGGCUUGUACAGGCAGCCGCCUUCCUGGUGCCUCUUAGACUACAGAAGCUCUUUCGCUCUGCCUGUUCAGGUCUCUCCCUUGUGUUCUUUCCCUCGUUUUUCUCUCGUUUUUCCCAGCUUCAUGUCAGAAUCGAUCCCUCUUUUAACACCCUUUUAUUCUUUCCCAGAGCUGAAGCCUACAACUCACAGUACUGGCCAAAAUUGUGGAAACCUUUUUGGGGAAAGUGUAUUUUUGAGGUCUGAUGGCUAAUAACACCACUUUUUGGGGGGAGUUUCAAGAUAAUCCUAUUCCACUGCUGGAAUGGCCUGGGAAUAGCCCAGAUCUUCACCCAAUUGAAAAUCUAUGGAGCCGAACUAAAGAAACUUGUUAGUCAGAAGCGACCCAGCAAUAAAACCCAGUUAAUAGAAGCCAUCCUUCCAUCUUGGUUUCAAAUUAGAACAGCUGCAGAACUCAAAGAUUUGGUUCACUCCACGGGAAGACAUUGUAAGGCCAUCAUUCAUGCUAAAGGUUACCCAAUUAAGGAUUAACUGACAUGGUGAUAAUUUUUGUAUAUCUUGUUUUUCCUAUGUGUUUCGCUUUUCUUCUUUGAACUGUAACUGCUAUUCUAAGAGCAAAUUCUUCAUAAAAUUAUUGCAUUGCAUUCUCGAUUAAAUUAUCUUUCCACUGA